AUGUGCUCCUACGGAUGUCUGCCAUGCAGCUCGGGAUCUCUGACUCCUUGCGGCGUAGUGAGCGGCCUUAGCCCUUCCUGCGUCAAUCAGCUACCCCCCGCGGAGGUGGUGAUCCAGCCACCGGCAGUCAUCUUGACGAUCCCGGGGCCCAUCCUCACUGCCAGCUGCGAUCCUGUUUCCGUGGGCGGCUGCACACCUUGCAUCCCCAGUUGUCCCCCGCGGUGCAUGCCGAGACGGUCAUCCUGCAACCCGUGUAAACCUUGCUAA
Molecule: messenger RNA, 267 nt
Organism: Heteronotia binoei (common prickly gecko)
Lineage: Eukaryota; Metazoa; Chordata; Lepidosauria; Squamata; Gekkonidae
Product: feather keratin Cos1-1/Cos1-3/Cos2-1-like
Exons: 1
Coding region: 1-267 (88 amino acids)
Cellular component (GO): intermediate filament
Molecular function (GO): structural constituent of cytoskeleton
Source: RefSeq, a predicted model, not a curated record